Puccinia graminis f. sp. tritici CRL 75-36-700-3 is the source of this 339-nucleotide messenger RNA. RefSeq lists its product as uncharacterized. Bases 1 to 339 code for a protein of 112 amino acids. The transcript has 3 exons. The record is from RefSeq and is a predicted model, not a curated record. Lineage: Eukaryota; Fungi; Basidiomycota; Pucciniomycetes; Pucciniales; Pucciniaceae.
AUGCACUCGGCAAAACUCACCAUAGCUCUUAUCAUCAGUGUCACAUGCGGUCUUGUAACAGCUCAAUUCGGAGCUGUUAGUUACAACAACUUCUAUUGCCCCAACAAACCACAUGUUGAAGGUCAUUGCGUCUGGACCCGCUACAAAAAGCCCAAUGUUCCCAAAUCCGGCGUGGACUAUUACAACUUGGAUCCCGCUGUGAAAAUGAAACCGGGAACUUGGAACUGUGGUGUGAACCUUGCGCUGUGUUGUGGCGUCAAUGACUCAGCUAUGUCCGAGGACUCCAAAUGGAUGUGGAAUGAGAUUGGUCGCUUGUGUGAAAAACCACUUUACGCCUAG